Cuculus canorus (common cuckoo) is the source of this 2346-nucleotide messenger RNA. RefSeq names its product glycine-N-acyltransferase like 3 (gene GLYATL3). The transcript has 5 exons. The record is from RefSeq and is a predicted model, not a curated record. Gene Ontology annotation, molecular function: glycine N-acyltransferase activity. Bases 66 to 1577 code for a protein of 503 amino acids. NCBI's taxonomy places the organism in Eukaryota, Metazoa, Chordata, Aves, Cuculiformes, Cuculidae. Gene Ontology annotation, cellular component: mitochondrion.
ACCCCCACCAGGGACCCCGAUGUCACCCCCGCCAGGGACCCCCACUGUCACCCCCACCAGGGACCAUGCUAUCACCCCUGCCAGGGACCCUCACUGUCACCCCCACCAGGGACCACGCUAUCACCCCUGCCAGGGACCCUCACUGUCACCCCCACCAAGGACCCUGCUAUCACCCCCGCCAUAGACCCCACUGUCACUCCACCAGGGACCCCGCUAUCACCCCCGCCAUAGACCCCACUGUCACGCCCACCAGGGACCCCGCUAUCACCCCCGCCAUGGAUCCCAUUGUCACCUCCACCAAGGACCCCGCUGUCACUCCCACCAGGGACCCCGCUGCCCCCCCCGCCCCGUGCCACAAUCAUCCACUGCCCCCCCUGCCAGUGACAAAGACCCCACUGUCACCCCUGCCCUGUGCUGUGAUGGGGACCCCACUGUCACCCCACCGCCAAGAUGGGACCCCACUGUCACCCCUGCCUCCCCUGAUGGCCACCCCGCUGCCACCUCCCCAGCCUCGCCCAGCAGGCACAGUGUCCCCUCUGUCCCCACCCCCGCCACCCCGAGGGUCCCAAGUCCAAGGCAGCUCUCGGGCGAGCCCCGUUCCCUGCGCUGGCUCUGUCCCAGCCAAUCACAGCUCGGCUCCGCCCCAGCCCGGCCCCUUCCAGCCAAUCGCAGCCCAGACCGGCGCAAAGCAGCCAAUCGCACGCUCCCUGCCUGCCCAAGCCCCCGCCCACUCAGGGGCUGCCCGGCUUAGGCUCCGCCCCUAUGCCUUCACCUAUUGGGAUCUAUGGGUGGAGGAGACAUGUUUGGUCUAUGGGGCAGUGAUGCACAUCAACCGGGGGAACCCCGGUGAGAUGGAGGUGGCCGUGGACUCGUGGCCUGACUUCGGCGCUGUGUUGGCACGACAAAGCGGAGAGAUGCCGGUGGAUGACUCCUACAAGAACACACAUGCCGCUUUCUACCGCGACCUGGGCGCCUACCGGGCGCUGCUGGAGACCCCCGGCUGCGUUCGCUGGGACUCUGCCUUCCACAUCAUCGGCCUGCAGGAUGGCCUGGCCACCACCUCGCAGGCCCUGGCAGCCACCAAGGGCGUGGAGCUGGACAUCUCCGAGUUCUACACCUUCCUGCACCCCGACCCCAGCACCAUCCCCGAGCCACGGCUGCCCCCCAAUAUCCGUGUGGGCUCAUUGAGCGUGGAGCACGCCGAGCUGCUGACGGAGACGUGGCCAUACGGGGGGACAUCAAGAAGCCGGCAGUACCUGGUGGAUAUGCUGAGCCGCCUGCCCAACCUCUGCCUGCAGGAUGAGACCCGGUACCCCGUCUGUUGGGUCCUCACCGACCACUUCGGCACUGGAGCUCACGGUUACACCCUCCGCGCUCAUCGGCGCCAUGGUUACAUGCGUGCUGCAUUGGCCAUCACCGCAAAAAGGGCACACGCCAGGGGGUUCCCCUCCUACGGGCACACGGCCCCAGGCAAUGUCCCCAUGCAGCGACUGCAGGAGGGACUGGGCCACCAACGCCUGCCCGAGCUUUGUCGCUUCAUCCUGCACAACCCCAGCCUGUGCCAGGCUUUGCCAUGAGCAUCACGGAUCCUCUACGGGCCACCCGUGGCCCCACUGCACCAUGAGUGGCCUUGGUCCCCUCCCCAGGGCAGAAAUGUUCUCACCAGACCAUGGGUCUCCUCCCCACCAGACCAUGGGUGCCCUCUCCGAGCCAACAAUGUUCCCUUGGUCCCAUCCCCAAGCCAGUGAUGUCCCCACCGGCCCAUAAGCCCCCCAGUCCCCUACCCAAGCCAAUGAUGUUCCCACCAAACAACGAGUCCCUUGGUCCCAUGCCCAAGCCAGUGAUGUCACCAGCAGACCAUGAGACCCUGGUCCCAUUCCCAAGCCAGCGAUGUCCUCAUCAGACCAUUAGUCCUUGAGUGCCCUCCCUAAAGCAGUGAUGUCCCCACUGGACUAUCAGUGCCCUUGGUCCCCUUCCCAGGGCAGUGAUGUCCCCACCAGACCACGGGUCCUCUCUCCAAGCCAGCAAUGUCCUAGCUGGACCAUAAGUCCCCGGUCCCCUUCCUAAGGCAGCAAUGUCCCCAGCAGAUCAUGGUCACCUCUCCAGGGUUGUGAUGUCCCCGCCAGACCAUGGGUUCCCUUCCCAGCGCAGCAAUGUCGCCACCAGAUCAUGGUUCCCUCCCCAAGCCAUUGAUGUCCUCACAGGACCAUGAGUGUCCCCCAUCCCCUCCCUGGGGCAGCGAUGUCCCCACACUGUGAGACAAAGGAGAAAACCAAACCCAACCGAUAACGCCUUGUGGACUCUCUGAUGGCUGCUAUAGGGUUGUGUCUAUAGCGCCAACACCAA